AACCUCAAAGUACGAUCGAUAAUUCCUAUGAUUCAACUUGCCCUUUAUUCGUGUCCAUAGUGAGUCUAGCUGGCCUUGUGAUGGUAUGCCUUUUCUCGUACAUUCCCUGCAAUCAACACCCGACCAGCACCGACCACGUUUUCAUUUCCUUCGUGUUUAGGGUCGUAGAAACAACAACGGUGAUAUUUGGAAUCCUACAGCAUUGCUUAAUUGCAACGGAUACCAUUGCCCAUAAAUUUUAAUGUGACAGAGGACCCUUGUUCUUGUUUAAUUCUCUGCAUUACCAUGGAAUUAUUCCGUGUUUGUUUCUUCUAUAUAACUCAACAUUCAGAACUUUUUUUAAAUGAAUCAAAGCACUCUCUUCUUCAUUAUGAAGGCAAAAGAGUUGAGAUUCUCCUUCUGCCUCCCUUUUCGUAUGAACCAAACAACCUCAUCACCAGAGUCCCGAUUCAUCCAUUCUCUGCUUUGAGUGCUUUGGUCAAUCACAUAGAUAAUUUAUUCCCUAAGUAAUUAAUCUGUUUUUAAGAAUUCUCAGCUCCCAGUUUGAUCAUCCCAAUCGACCAUGACGAACUGCAGGGAGCUACUCGGUCUCGUUCUGUUUGUAGGAACUCUUCUCCUAGCAGCAGCAUGGACUACACCGGCAGAACAAGCUAAUGUGAUAUCAUUCCUUCCGUCCCCAGAGCCUGAGUUCGACCGACCUCUAUCCUCAAAGUAUUUCUUCCAAAGUCCAGAAUCUGAUUCUCCGGCCCCUGAUUCCCUGGAAACAGAACCAGAAUCUCUGUCUCCUCUGUACCCUCCCGAGGUCUUUCCAUCUCCCGUAGUUGCAACCGGUUCCCCUCCAGAACCCAGCUUCGAAAGCGGUCCUGCUCCAGAAUUCCCUCCUGUUCUCUCGCCGAUUCCUGAGACUGAACUGGCAGACUCAGACUCCUCCAAUCCAUCCUUACCGCCACCGCUUCCUUCAAUGGCUCCCAUAACUGGGGACGAUAACGAUGCCGAGCCCAGCUACGAGCCAACACCAUCAUCUUGGGCAUUCGAUCAAUCAAACAGCAAUGGCGACGGACAAGCAAUGGAGAACUACAGCGACCAGGAUGGGACAGUGUAUAACUCACCGGAGAAUCGCGAGAGCAAGGGUGGGAGUGGGGUUGUGUUUGGGGUCGUGGCCGGAGUUUGCUUUGUCGGGCUAGGAGGAUUCGUGUACUUCAAGAGGAGGGAGAACGGAAUGGAAAGAAGAUCCAAGUAUGACCAAUACUUGGAGCUAAGCAAAAGAGAAGGUGUUUAAAUCUAAAGUAGAAACACUUAGUCAGCUCUAUAUGUUUCACUUUAUAUAUAUGACGAUGAUAUUACGAUAUGAUGCCUAUAUAUAUAUAUAUAUAUAUAUAUAUAAUUUACAUGUAAUUUUUGUGCUGGUUAGACAUGAUUCAUCUCCUCCAAGGAAUAAUAGUGUUUAUUCCUGUUUUGAUAAAGGGACUAAAAAUUCUUCGGCUUUAGUUCACUAAAAGAUAAUUUUGUUUGUUAUUGAGUUUUAUGUUAUUUCAAACUUCCCCGAAAUCAUAGAAGGAUCCCUCAAGAAAGGCGAUCGUUGAAUCGAAGUUCCGAGCGAGGAUUCCUUGAAGGAACCAGCUUUCACAUUUUCUAAGAUGACUUCCUCUGAUGUUUCUAUUUUAUAGUGAAUUUUAUGAAAGCAAAAGAAAAUUAAGAAAAGUAUAAUAUUAUUUGACAGUCGAAAGUACCAAAGUAUUGAGUCAAAAUUAACAAAAACGAAAACUAUGUUGUCAAAAGUAAUCCCUUUCACUAAAUAUCUAUUAUAGUGCCUGCAAAGAUGAGCAAAAUAAUUAUUAACACAGAUAGAGAAAGGAAAAGAAAGAAGAAAAAGAGAGAGAGAAGAGAAAACGGAUUAUUAUAAUAUCAAGUACCUAGGACCCGUUUGAAAUUUGGAUUUAAUUUUAGAAUCGUAAUUUUGAUUUUUAACUCUACCCACUAAACAAUAAAAACACACGUUUCCCAAGUCAAAUUUAUAAUACCAUCUCAUUUGUCUUUUUUCACAAUCAAAAUUACUUUAACUCUAAAAUCAAACGCCCCCUAAAUAUUUCUACUUUUUUACCUGUACAAUACCUUCCAGCCUUAUUACAACUCUUAUCCUAACAAUUAAAAGAGUCACAAGGUCAUAAAAUUAUUUUCAUAUACAAUUUUUAGAAAUGAAAGAUCUCUUACAAUAUCUUGUUGAAUGGUGAGGCAAUGACAAAGGAAAAUUGUGAAGAACUUCUCAAGUAUGUGAAUUCAGGAAAGAAGUAUGAAUAAUGGUAUCUUCAAACAUACUAUCAAUUUGUUAUUCACGUCCUCAAGCACACUACAAAUGGACAAUAACUGCAGCCAAGAUCUAUUUAACUGAGCCCAACUGUGAAAUCUUAAAUAUUAACCGAUAGAGGAAGUUCAAAAAGAAAUAAGACCAUUGCAUUGAAAACUAAAAGAACCCAAUCCAAUCAGAAGCCCCUGUAAGAUCAAACCACAAAAAGAAUAAUUCUCAGUUUAAUCAUCAUAUUUGGUCACUCUUCAGCAUCUACCUAUGCCCAACUGUCAGUUACUGAAGAGAGGACAGAAUGGCAAUACCUUCUGCUAGAAGUUUGAACAUUUUUCGUAGAGAACUCCAAAAUUUCAACCAUGACCUAGAACACUUUUCAUGGAGAAUACCCAACUUUCAACCAUGACAUAUAAAUCUUGCCACCUUCACUAACAACGACGAAAAAAUUAAAAGAGACGAGGAGAAGAGAAUUGCAUGACUUCUAUCAACCCGCAGCCACAUAAUCACAGUAGCUACUCCUAAUCCAUUACCAUAUUUCAACUUCAGCAACUAUUUUCUCACUUCCCGCAAUCCUCAAACUUCUCUUACUGUGUCCAAACUCCCAAGCCUCAACCCAAACGUAUUGUCCCCUGUAUCUCAAAAUGCCACCUUGCUAGAUUUUUCCUUAAGCUGGAUAUCCAUCUUUGGAGAAUGGUCAGUUCCGAGGCUUUUUCUUUUUUUUUUUCUGAAUAAAAUUUUUGCCACUUGAAGGACCAUCCAAUGUUUCUCACUCUGUUUGAUAUUAGAAUACUCCAUCUCUGACAUUUUAUUUGCAGCCAUUGGUUUCAUCUUCUUAGCAGGCUUAGUGAAUACUUGCUGAGCAAUAGCAGUUUCUCAAUUGCUGUUAUUAUCUUUUUCUUGCCAUCUUCGGCAACUCCGCUAGUGUAACCCUUUUCUUUUUCCCGUCACUCAUAUCUUCAGUUUUACUCAUUUGUACAACUGCAUAUCUCAGCACUCCCAGGCUGUUCGAAAAGAUGCAGAU
Molecule: messenger RNA, 3320 nt
Organism: Punica granatum (pomegranate)
Lineage: Eukaryota; Viridiplantae; Streptophyta; Magnoliopsida; Myrtales; Lythraceae
Source: RefSeq, a predicted model, not a curated record